Pleurotus ostreatus (oyster mushroom) is the source of this 2295-nucleotide messenger RNA. It is a transcript of the gene STT3, whose product is annotated as oligosaccharyl transferase stt3 subunit. Gene Ontology annotation, molecular function: dolichyl-diphosphooligosaccharide-protein glycotransferase activity. The record is from RefSeq and is a predicted model, not a curated record. The transcript is spliced from 13 exons. Gene Ontology annotation, cellular component: membrane. Bases 1 to 2295 code for a protein of 764 amino acids. NCBI's taxonomy places the organism in Eukaryota, Fungi, Basidiomycota, Agaricomycetes, Agaricales, Pleurotaceae. Gene Ontology annotation, biological process: post-translational protein modification.
AUGUCGACGGCCUAUCCACUCCCUUCAGGCCUCUCACAAGCCACGGUUACUAACACUGCGUCUCUUAUACGGAUCGUGACACUCGCCUUAAUCUCCGGGGCUGCCAUUGCUUCGCGACUAUUCGCUGUGAUCAACUUUGAGAGUAUCAUUCAUGAAUUUGACCCGUGGUUUAACUUCCGGGCAACGAAAGUUCUCGCGUCACAAGGAUUCUAUGAGUUCUGGAACUGGUUCGACCCCACGGCGUGGUAUCCAUUAGGCCGUGUAGUUGGAGGAACCAUAUACCCUGGUCUCAUGGCUACCAGCGGCGUCAUCUACAACAUACUCCAUGCACUUAACCUCCCUGUCGAUAUCAGGAACAUUUGUGUGCUCCUUGCUCCCGGUUUCAGCGCGCUUACGGCUUGGGCAACAUAUAUGUUCACAAAGGAAUUGAAGGACGAAAGUGCCGGUCUCCUUGCUGCAGCAUUCAUCGGUAUCGCCCCGGGGUACAUAUCACGGUCGGUAGCUGGCUCCUACGACAAUGAAGCCAUCGCCAUUUUCCUUCUUAUGUUCACAUUCUACUGCUGGAUCAAAGCUCUCAAACAAGGGAGCGCUUUCUUCGGAAUGCUCGCUGGCGUAUUCUACUUUUAUAUGGUGGCCGCCUGGGGUGGUUAUGCAUUUAUCACGAACAUGAUCCCUUUACAUGCUCUGAUUUUGAUCCUUAUGGGUCGCUUCACAAGCCGCCUCUACGUCGGGUACUCUUCUUGGUACGCAAUUGGCACCCUCGCAAGUAUGCAGGUCCCAUUCGUCGGCUUCCAGCCUGUCAAGACUAGUGAACAUAUGGCGGCCUUGGGCGUAUUUGGCCUCCUCCAAAUUAUCGCCUUUGCCCAGCUUGUCCGUUCCCACCUGUCCUCAAAACAAUUCCAAAAUCUACUCUUUGUUGCUGUCAUUGGAACGGGCAUACUUGGCUCGCUAGCAAUCGUCGGCCUUACCUACAAAGGUUGGAUCGCUCCAUGGACUGGCCGUUUCUACUCGCUAUGGGAUACCGGCUACGCCAAGAAAUACAUCCCCAUCAUCGCAUCAGUCUCUGAGCAUCAGCCCACGGCCUGGCCUUCAUUCUUUAUGGACCUCCAGCUUCUCAUGUUUUUGUUCCCUGCUGGCGUCUUCCUCUGCUUCAAGCAGUUGCGUGAUGAACACGUGUUCGUUAUCAUCUACGCUGUUGUCGGCAGUUACUUUGCUGGAGUCAUGGUGCGCCUAAUGCUCACGCUAACACCCGUUGUUUGCGUAUCUGCUGCCGUUGCAUUGUCGACCCUUUUGGAUACAUACAUCGAUCCGGUGGAGCCCCUCGUUCCUGAGGAAGCAACCCCUUCUGCCAGUGGAGACGACUCAACAACGACUAGUGCCUCAGGUUCUAAAAAAGCCAAAAAGCCAGCUGGACCAACUGAAUCAACAACCGCACAAUCUACGCCCAAGCCGCGCUCCAGACCUGGUAUAUUCGGUCUUGAUACGCGCCUCGUUGUGAUCUUCAAUGCUUUCGGAAUGCUAUCUUUCUUUGUAUUCCAUUGUACAUGGGUUACCUCGAACGCGUACUCGUCGCCUUCCGUCGUCUUGGCCUCUGCAAAUCCUGAUGGAAGCCAACACAUCAUCGACGAUUUCCGGGAGGCUUACUACUGGCUUCGUCAGAACACGCCCGAGACCUCCGUCGUAAUGAGCUGGUGGGAUUACGGGUACCAGAUUGCUGGUAUGGCCGAUCGCCCAACUUUAGUGGACAACAAUACGUGGAACAACACCCAUAUUGCUACCGUUGGGAAAGCAAUGUCAAGCACCGAAGAAGUGGCCUACCCGAUCCUCCGCAAGCACGAUGUUGAUUAUGUGCUAGUCAUCUUCGGCGGCCUGAUCGGAUAUUCUGGCGAUGAUAUCAACAAGUUCCUUUGGAUGGUCCGGAUUGCACAAGGCGUUUGGCCUGACGAAAUCCAGGAACCAAACUACUUCACGCCCCAUGGGGAAUACAGAGUGGACGACCAAGCUUCUACCACAAUGAAGAACAGCCUCAUGUACAAAAUGUCAUACUAUCGCUUCGCGGAGCUAUUUGGGGGUGGGCAGGCUAUGGACAGGGUGCGCAAUCAAGCGAUGCCAAAGCAGGGUCCUACUCUCGACUAUCUAGAUGAAGCAUUUACAUCGGAAAAUUGGAUCGUCCGGAUAUUCCAAGUGAAGAAGGAGGAUCUACUAGGACGUGAUCUCAAAAGUGCCAAUGCGUUCUCUCAGGGUAAGAAACGAAAGCGUAGCAAACCCACCGCAAGGAGGCGAGCCAUUGUUUGA